This is a messenger RNA of Rana temporaria (common frog), 5378 nucleotides long. Its product is annotated as complement C3-like. The transcript is spliced from 41 exons. The record is from RefSeq and is a predicted model, not a curated record. Lineage: Eukaryota; Metazoa; Chordata; Amphibia; Anura; Ranidae. Gene Ontology annotation, molecular function: endopeptidase inhibitor activity; protein binding. Gene Ontology annotation, cellular component: extracellular region. The coding region runs from base 40 to 5052 and encodes 1670 amino acids.
CUGGUCCAUCGGGGACAGUGCACAGUACCUGGCUGCAUCAUGAAGAGAGGAGUCCUGUGCCUGACACUGUUCUCUGUACUGAGCGGAGCCUACGCACAAUUACCAUGCGCCCUGAUCAUACCCAGCAUCCUGCGGGUGGAGACCCAGGAGACUAUCAUAGUGGACGCACAGUUACAGAGCACAUCGUUUGAUGCAGAAAUUGUUAUUCAGGAUUUCCCACUGAAAUCACGUGAAUUGGCAACAGCAAAAGUUUCACUGAACAGCGUCAAUGGCUUCCUUGGAAAAGUCGAUAUAAAGAUUCCUGGCAAAGAUUUGAUUAAAGACACAAAUAAGAAGCAAUAUGUGUCUGUGGUGGUGAGGUCGAAGGAGUGCUCCCUUCAGAAAGUCGUUUUGUUGUCCUUCCACAUCGGAUACAUCUUCAUACAGACAGACAAGCCUAUCUACAACCCUGGAACGCUGGUAAAAUACCGUCUCUUUGUCACUGGACAUUCUUUGGAGCCUGAUUCCCGAACUGUGGAUGUGGAGUUCAUUAACCCUGAUGGGAUUGUGGUGAAAAAAGACCGUUUUUCUUCUGGUGAACAUGUUGGCAUUGUUGAAAAAACAUUCAACAUUCCAGAGAUCACUAAUGAGGGAUUAUGGAAAAUCUCCUGCAGAUUCCAAGUGGCUCCUCAAGAAAUCUUCAACACAGAGUUUGAGGUCAAGGAAUAUGUUCUGCCGAGUUUUGAAGUCUUGUUGGAGACUCCUCAGAAUCACUACUAUGUGGAUGACAAUGACUUCACUGUGACCAUUACAGCAAAAUUUCUGCAUGGGAAGGCGGUGGAAGGUUCUGGAUAUGUGAUGUUCGGAGCGAUUGAUAAUAAUGAGAAGAAGAGCUUUCCUGACUCUCUUACUAACAUUACGCUUAAAGAUGGGAAAGCAGAAGUGAAACUGCAGAGGUACAUGAUCACCGGACGAUACUUUGAUCUAUCUCUCCUCCUUGGAAAGUCUCUCUAUGUCGCUGCAACUGUGUUGACCAAUGCAGGCAGUGAUAUGGUGGAAGCAGAGAAGACUGGGAUUCCAGUGGUAAACACCGCAUUCAAGAUACUUUUCACCAAGACCUCCAAGUACUUCAAGCCUUCAAUGCCCUAUCUGGCCAAGAUUUUGCUGCAGAAUCCUGAUGGCUCCCCAGCCCCAGGUGUUGAGAUUUGUACGGUGGAUGACACAUGUUCUAAAACCAGCACAGAUGGCACAACUGGAAUUAUUAUAAACACCAAAUCUGAAAUCCAGGAGUUAAAAAUUCUUGUGCGGACUAAGGCUGAAGAUAUUCCUGAUCACCGGCAGACUGUAGGCUCUUUGACUGUGACAGCUUACAAGCCAUUGAGCGGAUCUAAAAACUACCUCCACAUCGGUCUCACGGCAACCCAGGUCAAUCUGGGUGAAAACUUGCAAGUUCAGUUUUAUAUGAAGAAUGCAAUCCUGAGUGUCCAAAGAAGCAUCACCCACAUCAUCUACAUGAUCCUCAGCAAGGGCCGGGUCAUAAAAAUGGAGCGCGUGCAGCGUCAGCCAGAACAGACUUUUAUUGCCACAUCAAUUGUGAUCACAGAGGAAUUCAUCCCAUCCUUUCGUAUGGUGGCCUACUACGUGGUGCCUGGGGCCCAAAAAGAGGUUGUGUCUGAUUCUGUGUCAGUGGACACGGCGAAUUCCUGCAUAAAACAGCUUGAACUGUCUGAAGAUACAAGGAAUAUUGUCCGGGAUCCCCAGCCGGGGUCACGUGUGGUGCUGAAAAUCACAGGAGAACCUGGAGCCAGUGUCGGCAUGCUGGCCUUGGAUAAGGGUGUCCUUGUCCUGAACAAGAAAAAUCGAAUGUCACAAAACAAGGUCUGGGGCGAGGUGGAGCGGAGCGAUCUCGGCUGUACGCCAGGAGGUGGCAUCGACAGUGCUGGGGUUUUUACUGAUGCCGGACUUGCUGUUGAAUCCAACCUGGGCCUUACCAGUCAAACUCGGAAUGAAUGGCGCUGUGAAGAAUCAGCAAGAAAGAAGCGCUCUGUGGCCAAUGUUGCACGAAAAAAUGAAAAGGCACAACAGUUCCAGGAUGCCAACCUACGCAAGUGCUGUGAAGAUGGCAUGAAGGAAAAUAACAUGAAAUAUACCUGCCAGAAGAGAUCCGAGUAUGUCCUGCAACAAGGAGAGUGUGCCAAGGUCUUCCUUGAGUGCUGCAAGUUCAUCUUUGAGCCAAAAAUCAUACGGGGAAAGCCUAAGAGACCAAUGUCCGCAAGGCCUGGAAUCUUCCGUCCCAGUUCCAAUAUCAUAGACACAGAAAAGGCAGGGAGUCUUGACCAGGACAGCUAUGAACCCAUGGAGAAUUUCAGGUCACGGAGUAUCUUUUAUGAGAGCUGGUUGUGGAAGAUUGAGAGACUGCCCACUAGAGCAGACAGCAGAGGGUAUGCAUCAAAGACUAUCAAUGCCAACUUACCAGAGUCCAUCACUACUUGGGAAUUCACAGCAAUCAGCCUCUCUCCUAACUCAGGUAUUUGUGUCGCUAAACCCUUUGAAAUGCUCGUGAGGAAAAGUUUCUUUAUCGACCUGCGUCUCCCAUAUUCGGUUGUGCGCAACGAGCAAGUGGAGAUCCGGGCCAUCCUGUACAGUUAUAUAGACCAUGAAAUCGAGGCUGUAGUGGAUCUGAUCUACAAUGAGAAGAUGUGCAGCGCAGCAACUCGAGAAGGCAAUUUCCGCCAGGUGGUCAAAAUAGAACCUAGAGGGACUCUGAUCCUCCCGUUUGUCAUUGUUCCUCUAGUGACUGAAGAUAUGAACAUAGAAAUCAAAGCUUCAGUCAAAGAUCAUUUCUACACCGAUGGAGUGAUCAAGCAACUGAAGGUCGUGCCUGAAGGAGUAAAAGUUCUAAAAAGUAUUCAAAGUGUCAUCCUGGAUCCCCAACGCUCAGAAGGCACACCCGGAGUCCAGGUCAUCACCAUUAAUACUUUUCCACCAACUGAUAUUGUUCCGAACUCUGAAGCCCAGACCUACGUUAGUGUAAAAGGCAGUCUUCUUGGAGAAACUUUGGAGAAUUCCAUUGAUGGUGCCAAAUUGAAACAUCUAAUCACGGUGCCCUCUGGUUGCGGAGAGCAGAUUAUGAUGAGCAUGACGCCGACUGUGAUUGCCACUCGUUAUCUUGACACCACCAAUCAGUGGGAAAGACUUGGGGUUGAACGCAGAGCAGAGGCCAUUAAAAACAUUGAACAAGGAUACAUCCAACAGAUGACAUAUCGGAAACCUGAAAACUCCUACUCUGCAUUUACUAACAGACCUGCCAGCACUUGGCUCACCGCCUAUGUGGUGAAGGUGUUUGCAAUGGCAACAAGAUUGAUGAACGUAGAAAAAAACAUCUUGUGUGGGGCUAUGAACUGGCUCCUUUCCGAAAAGCAGUUACCCAAUGGAGUGUUCAAGGAAGAUGCUCCAGUCAUACAUGGAGAGAUGGUGGGAGGAACUGGAAACACCGACCCUGACGCUUCUCUCACCGCAUUUGUCUUCAUCGCCCUAGUGGAAGCCAAGAGUUUCUGCGAAAAGGAAGUACCGGAUCUAGAAUCCAAACUGGAUAAGAGCUCCACCUACUUGGUGGAUCGGCUGAAGACCUUGAGGAAUCCAUACAGCAUCUGCAUUACGUCAUAUGCACUCUCCUUGGUGGGAAAACUUCCAGAUCACAGCCAGCUCAUAAAAAGUUCAACAGGUGGCACCCAUUGGGCAGACUAUUCCUCAGAUCUCUACAUGAUUGAAGCCACAUCCUAUGGCCUACUGGCCCUUCUCAACACCAAGCAGUACCUAUUGGCUGAACCUGUGGCCAGAUGGCUGACAGAACAAAGAUUCUAUGGCGGGGGCUAUGGAUCCACACAGGCCACCAUAAUGGUGUUCCAAGCAUUAUCAGAGUUCCAGAUUCACUUACCCCAAAUGAACGAGAUUGACAUGGAUGUGACCCUGUCUUUACCAGGGAGAAGGGAAACCUUUACAUGGAAAAUUAACCCAGACAACGCCCUUGUCCAACGCAGCGAGAAGGCUGCAAUGAAAGACAAGAUCUCCGUGACGGCCAGAGGAAAGGGACAGGGUACGCUGACGGUCAUGUCCUUGUACUAUGUGCCACUGGAAGAAGGAAUCGCCCCAUGCAAGAAUUUUGAAUUCAGUGUAACACUUGAAGAUGUGCCAAAAGAAGUAAAAAAGCCAAUAGGAGUCCUGAAAUCCAUGUUCAUAAACAUCUGCAUGAAGUACCUUGGUGUUACGGAUGCUACGAUGACAGUGGUGGAUUUAACGCUGCUCACAGGGUUCACCCCGGAUAUGGAUGACCUCAGUGCGUUGACAAACCGGGUGGACAAAUAUAUCUCCAAGUAUGAAAUGGACACGGAACGUUCUGAGCGAGGAUCCCUGAUUAUCUACCUGGAUAAGGUCUCCAGAUCAGAUCAGGAAUGUGUGAGGUUCAAGAUUCACCAGAACUUUGAGGUUGGGAUCCUCCAGCCGGCAAUGGUUUCCAUAUAUGAGUAUUAUGCCAUGGGGAAUACCUGCACCAAAUUCUACCAUCCCACUGAAGAAGGAGGAGAGCUGAAGAAGAUCUGCAGAGAAGCCGAGUGUCACUGCAUUUCAGAACGAUGCAAUCUGAAGAAUGCCUAUAAAGGGAAGCUGGACUCGGUCUCUCGGGUAGACGCUGCAUGCCUCUCCAGCGUGGAUUUUGUAUACGAGACCAAAGUCACAAAAAUUGAGAAGAAAGGUGCCUAUGAUGUCUUCUUCAUGACAAUCAGCCAAGUUGUUAAGCUCGGAUCAGAUGAAAUAGGGCCUGGCACGCAGCGCCAGUUCUACAGCCACAUGGGCUGCAGGGACGCCAUCAAAGUCCAAGAGGGACGAUCAUACCUCAUCUGGGGACAUCGCGAUGACAUCUGGGAAAUGAAGAAAGAGAAGUCCUACGUGAUCAACGGUGGGACCUGGUUUGAGAUCAUCCCCACCAAGCGGGAAUGUGCCACCACCAAGCAAGACAUCUGUGAGGAGAUCUACAAGUUCAUUGAGCACCUAUCACUGCUGGGCUGUAGUCACUGAUCAUCCGGUGACACCAUGGAUCACCAUUAUUCUUCUGUACUCUAAAUAAAUGGUACCUGGAUGGUUCUCACCUGUCUGAGGUCUACAUUCACUAUAAAUAAAUGGUACCUGGAUGGUUUUCACCUGUCUGAGGUCUACAUUCACUAUAAAUAAAUGGUACCUGGAUGGUUCUCACCUGUCUGAGGUCUACAUUCACUAUAAAUAAAUGGUACCUGGAUGGUUUUAACCUGUCUGAGGUCUACAUUCACUAUAAAUAAAUGGUACCUGGAUGGUUUUCACCUGUCUGAGGUCUACAUUCACUAUAAAUAAAUGGUACCUGGAUGGUU